AUGGAGACUGACCUGCUGCAGCCUUCCUCCCCCGUCGUGAAGAUCGAGGGAGGUUAUCGACCAACUUCCAAUGGUAUUCCCUUUGCAGGACACGCCGCGCCAGAACAUGUUGGAAACUUUUCCCAUUCCCGCGAAGGUGUCCCCGACGAUUCAUUGGUAGCAUGGCGGUCCUUUGCGGCUGCCAGCCAGCAAACCAUUGACCGGUACUUGGAAGUCUACAUGGAAUUCAUCUAUCCACUGUUCCCACUCUUCCACGGACCGACGAUGUGGGAUCGCGUUCGCAGACAGCACUAUCUUGUGGAUCGAGGCUUCUUCGCUUCAAUCAUGGCAGCAUGUGCGCUAGCAGCUGCUAGAACUCGCGACGGCGCCACGGGCGAGAAAUACCAAUCUGAUCAGGGUGCAUCCCAAUCUUCAGAGACCUUCUUCGCGGCUGCGCAGGAUGCUCUUCCCAAGGACCUCAGCAAAGCCACGGGCCUUGGAUAUCUUCGUGCUUAUGCGCUGCUGGUGCUUAGCAGUAUUCAACAUGGUCGAUUGCAAGCCAUGCAUCAGUACAUGGGGCACUACAUGACCUUGAGUGCCAUGCAGCAAUUCCACGAUGAGAAUAAGUGGCCCGUAAAUCUUACUGUCGUCGAGAAGGAGGAGCGCCGCCGACUCUUCUGGUGUGUCUACACUCUAGACAUAUACAUGUCUGCGGUCUUCGGCACCAUCUCGAGAUCGCAAGAAACGCAUUCGAACGUGCAGUAUCCGAGCGAAGUUGAUGAUGAAGAUAUCUCCUCCGACUCGAUAUCCUCGUCGUCCGACGACCUGCAUUGGCUUCGGGGAUGGAACUUUACGACCGAUCUAUAUCGCAUCCUUGAGCAUACCCUGAAACGACUGCGACGGAAUAAGCAAAAUCUCACCGAUGACCGAACAUCAAUCGUUCGUCUGCUUAUAGCAGACAACGUUCCCGACCUGCAGGUCAUGGAGACAAUGCUUGACCUGUAUUAUGCAUUACCGCCUCGCUUCAAGGACGCCCAGUCGCCAGCCACGGGAGAACGAAGUCAUGAUCUCAUUCGCUUCCAAGCAGCGAACGUCCAAGCAACACUGCAACUUGUACGAAUAGUGCUCUUCGAAUCUAGCAAUUGGCAGGAUCUGGAUCGAAAGUGCGAAGUCGCCGAGCAAGUCCUGACAACCUUCUCCAACAUCCCAGCUCACUAUCUCCGCGCGAUCUCUACGCCAUUGGUAUAUCAUCUUGGUGGCAUUGGCAAGAUCCUCGCUUCCGUCGUGCAAGACGUGCUCACAGAGGAAAAGUACCAAAGGGUCCGCGCAUUACUAGGAUCUCUCGCCGAUCUCCUCGAGGACCUCGAAUCUGGCCUCCAACCCGCCGCCGGAGCAAGUAAAGAGAUUCGCGCCCACAUCGACAAAAUCGACCACUUCAUGGAAGCUCAGCGCCAAAUGCUGGCUUCCUUCGCUCAAGCUCCUCACUCGCUUGAAAAUAUACCGGAAAUGUCCAUGAACAAUGGCACUCAAAAUGGUGUGGAUCACGGGCAUCUCCAUCUGCCUACCAACUCGCUUGGGAUGAGGACACCGUUGGAUGAGUUUCAGCUUCCUGGAGACCUCACUGCAGGGUGGCCUUUUCCAUUUGCAUUGACGCCAGGAGACGAUCAACAGUUGAGCGGAUUCCAUGACGAGACUCGGGCGUGA
Messenger RNA from Ramularia collo-cygni, 1683 nucleotides. Its product is annotated as related to C6 transcription factor. Lineage: Eukaryota; Fungi; Ascomycota; Dothideomycetes; Mycosphaerellales; Mycosphaerellaceae. Gene Ontology annotation, molecular function: DNA binding; zinc ion binding. The transcript has a single exon. The record is from RefSeq and is a predicted model, not a curated record. Gene Ontology annotation, biological process: DNA-templated transcription. The coding region runs from base 1 to 1683 and encodes 560 amino acids.